Lates calcarifer (barramundi perch) is the source of this 1981-nucleotide messenger RNA. Its product is annotated as low affinity immunoglobulin gamma Fc region receptor III-like. The coding region runs from base 91 to 1095 and encodes 334 amino acids. Gene Ontology annotation, biological process: cell surface receptor signaling pathway. The transcript is spliced from 9 exons. The record is from RefSeq and is a predicted model, not a curated record. Lineage: Eukaryota; Metazoa; Chordata; Actinopteri; Centropomidae. Gene Ontology annotation, molecular function: transmembrane signaling receptor activity.
CUCCUCUCCAGAGACUCAGGAAGAGGAAGUCCUCCCUCCGUCCCCUCUGAGCUGUGGUUCAGUCUGAGGCUCAGUCAGCAGUGAGACAUCAUGGAGGUCACAGCUCUCUGCUUCAGACUGAUGAUGGUUCUGAUGGUUCUGUUGGACUCUAACGUUCACUCACAAACAGACAGUUCAUUGUUUCUCAUCGUUCCAAACAGACUUCAGUUCUUUCAAUAUGAGUCUGUGUCGUUUCACUGUGAGCUUCCUGAUGGGUCAUCUCAGCUGAGAGGAAUCAGGAAUAAUAACCAGUUUGUUCCUAACUGUGAUAUGAGAAGAACAUUAACCUGUAAUAUUGAGCCAGCCUAUGACACAGACAGUGGAGAGUACUGGUGUGAGACUGAAGGAGGAGAGAGAAGCAGCACAGUCAACAUCACUGUCACUGCUGGUCCUGUGAUCCUGGAGAGUCCUGCUCGUCCUGUGAUGGAGGGAGAUGAUGUGACUCUGCACUGCAGAAACAAGAUAAAGUCCAUCAACCUCCAGGCUGGUUUCUACAAAGACGGUAUAUUAAUGAAGAGAAGUUCUGUAGGAGAGAUGACCAUUAACAAUGUCUCCAGGUCUGAUGAAGGACUGUACAGGUGCAGCAUCUCUGGUGUUGGAGACUCAGCAGAGAGCAGACUGACUGUCAGAGAACCUCAGCCUUCCCACCAUCGCUCCUCUGACAUCCUCAUCCCGCUGUGGAUUUCUGUCACGUUGACAUUAGUCCUGGUUCUGCUGCUGCUGCUGGGACUCUUUCAUUUCAGGAACCACAGAGUCUUUUUGCCUUUGUAUUCGUCGGUUUUCUCAGAGACACAAACAGCAGCGUCACACUCAGGUGAAAACCAACAAACAGUCUCUGCAGAGGACGAUGCAGACGGUUUAACGUACGCAGUUGUCGUCAAAAAACGGAGAAAGAACGAAGACGCUGCAGACGCUGCUGAUCAUUUGAGCCUCUGCCUUCAGACAAACCACAGCAGAGACCCACAGACAGAAGAAGGUCACAAAGAGCAGAGACGCCUGACUGAAGGAGAGAGGAGAGGCAGGUUCACUGAGCAAAGAGCGACACAUGAUUACUAACUUUACAUUUAGUAGAUUUGCUGAUUUAUUUCAGUACAGUACAGAUGUUUCCUGCUCUUACCAAACUAAAAUAAAACCAUGGAAUCAGUAUUAUCUGUCUUUGUGUUUCCUCUGUAACUGAACAAACAGAAGCUGUAUUUUGUAGAUGACAUUAGAAAUGUUAUUAAUUCAGUAAACACUGUGUUUUAUUUAUUACUCAUAGCUUUUAUAUUAUUGCUGUAAAUACUUGAUACUGUACAGUGUGAGGUGUGUCAGUGUCUGUUUAUAUCAGUGUUCAAACCACUCAGGGAAGGUUUCACUAACAAGAAGUAGAAAAAGACUCUGUGUAUUUAUAUGAUUAAUAUGAUUCGUUAUUUUUGACUGAAGUUUCCUGAAAUAGUUUUAAUCUGAGUAAAAAUGUAAAAGUCCUUUUUCUUUUUUCAUGAAUGUAUUUUCUGCUAAAAUGUAAAAUGUCCUUUAAACAUUAAUGAUGACGUUCAGAGACUCUGAGCCUUUACCUUUUGGUUCUUGUGUGUGAUUGGUCAGUGAAGGUGAUCAGUGAUUGUGAUUGGUCACAGGUGCGGAAGAGGAGCCACGAAGAGAGGCGCGCGGAGCGGGAGGAGCGAAAGACGCUAAGGUGGAUUCGAGAAACCAGAACCAGUCUCUGUAAACACGGUUCUGAGCUCAGUCUCAGCUGAUUCACUGAGUGGUUCGUGCGCGCGUGUUUGUAUGCGCUCGUGUUGGUGCACUCCGACGUCAGAGGAGCGCGUGUGUUUUCUCUGAGGAGGAUUUCAGCGUCGCAGUCGUCUGGUUUCUCCUCAGGACCGACCCCGAGCUGUGAGCUGGACCCUGAGAGUCCUGGUGUUUGAGGAGGAUUCUGCAGCGGUCAGGCCUGUAACCUUUUUUU